GGAAGUCAGUGCGCAGGCGUGGUCCAAACUCUUUUUUUUUUUUUCCCUCUGCCUGCUGAGACUUUCUGCUCCCAAAGUCCUGGCGGAAGAGACCUCUGUAGAGCACCUCCAAGGAGCGCUGGGCCCGGUGUAACUGUUUGUGGAGGGGCGGGGCUGUCUCCGUGCGCGUUCCUCGCUUUAAUGGACCCCAGAAAAGGGACCAACACGGAAGUGCGGGGCUCAGGCCAGUGCAGGCCCUUCCCCGAGGGGGAUGUUCAGGUCAGAACAGGCCAAGGGGAGAAGCUGCCAACCGGAGCCUGGCGGGGCCGGUGGGGGUGCCCGAGCCCACAUGCCAUGGGAGGAGCCCUGCUCUCCGGCGCACACAGAGGAAUUCUGCCACCCCCUGAAGGACCCCAGGGUGGCCCCAGCAGAGAGCCCACUGCCAGAGGAAUGGCCCCCGGGACCCUGAGGCUCCCCUCCCAGGGAUCAAUAACAUUCAUGGAUGUGGCUGUGGACUUCACCCAGGAAGAGUGGUGUCUACUGGACCAUUCUCAGAAAGAGCUGUACCUGGAGGUCUUGCUGGAGAAUGUGCAGAAUCUACUCUCUGUGGGACUUCCAGUUCCUAGAGAAAAUUUUAUCUCCUGUUUUCAGCAAGGAAAAACACCAUGUCUGGUAGAGGAAAAAGACCCAAGGAGCUUCUUUCCAGUGGAAGAUGUUGAAGUGAAGGAGAUGUCUAUAAAGAUGAGCCUUUUUAUGGAAGGAUCUGUCUCCCCAAAAUGCAUGAAUGAGGGUCCCCGUGACUUCAUUUUGAGAGAAAUCUGUGACUCUGCUGUCAAGGCAAAUAAAAAUCCAAAGAGUGACUGUGAAUUUGGUGAAAGUGCAGAGAAAUUCAGCCAAUAUUCAGUCCUAAAUCAGUAUGUGAAAUUAACUGCAGGGAAUAACUGUGAUCAGGAUAGUGAAUAUCAGCAAUACUUUUCUGAAGAAGUAGGACUUGUUCAAUCAUCUGAGAAAUCCAUGUAUCAAGGUAACAUGGGACAAAUGGCCUUUGGCUGGAGUUCAGACCUCAUUAGACAUCCAAAAAGUAAACGUGUAAAGAUGGAUUCUGUGAGUGAUAAUGGUGGGAGACCUUUCAAUCAGAACUCUGAGCUUGCUACACAUCAGAGAAUCUACACUAGAGACAUACCUUAUGACUAUAAACACUAUGGAAAUGCUUUCACAGAGAAAGGCUCUCUUGCUAAGCAUCAGAGCAUCCACACUAGAGAGAAACCUUAUGAAUGUAAACAGUGUGGAAAGGCUUUCACACAGAGGAGCAAUCUUACUGUACAUCAGAGAAUCCACACUGGAGAGAAACCUUAUGAAUGUAAACAGUGUGGAAAGACUUUCACACAGAGGAGCAAUCUUACUGUACAUCAGAGAAUCCACACUGGAGAGAAACCUUAUAAAUGUAAACUCUGUGGAAAGGCUUUUACAGCGAGUGGUGAUCUUGUUGUACAUCAGAGCAUCCACACUGGAGAGAAACUUUAUGAAUGUAAACAAUGUGGAAAGACUUUCACAAAGAGGAAUAAUCUUACUGUACAUCAGAGAAUCCAUACUGGAGAGAAACCUUAUGAAUGUAAACACUGUGGAAAGGCUUUUACAGUGAGGAUCAAUCUUGCUACACAUCAGAGAAUCCACACUGGAGAGAAACCUUAUGAAUGUAAACACUGUGGAAAGGCUUUCACAAAGAGGUCCUGUCUUGCUGUACAUCAGAGAAUCCAUACUGGAGAGAAACCUUAUGAAUGUAGACAAUGUGGAAAGGCUUUCACAGAGAGGGGCCAUCUUGCUGUACAUCAGAGAAUUCACACUGGAGAGAAACCUUAUGAAUGUAAACAUUGUGGUAAGGCUUUCCCACGGAGGGGUUCUCUUGGUAAACAUCAGAGAAUACACACUGGAGAGAAACCUUAUGAAUGUAAACACUGUGGAAAGGCUUUCAGGUGGUUCGGGUUUCUUUCUGUUCAUCAGAGAAUCCACACUGGAGAGAAACCCUAUGAAUGUAAACAGUGUGGAAAGGCUUUUUCACAGAAGGGCUCUCUUGCUACACAUCAGAGAAUCCACACUGGAGAGAAACCUUAUUCAUGUAAACACUGUGGAAGGACUUUCACACAGAGGGGCCAUCUUGCUGCACAUCAGAGCAUACACACUGGAGAGAAACGGGGUCAAUAAAAAUUCAAGGAUGUGGCUGUGGACUUCACCCAGGAAGAGUGGUGUCUACUGGACCAUUCUCAGAAAGAGCUGUACCUGGAGGUCAUGCUGGAAAAUGUGCAGAAUCUACUCUCUGUGGGUAAGGACCAUUUCCUGUGUUAAUCUGAAUCUGUCAUUAAGAGAAUUACUUUAUUCUAAGCCAGAUGUACAGGAUUUUGAGCCUUUAUCAAUGAUUAAAAAAGCAAAAGUGCUGAUCUCUACCCAGGGUUCUACUUGUGCCUGCUUUUCAUUUAAGAAAAAAAAAGAAGAAAGAAAAAAGUCUUUGAAUUAUGUGAUGGGAAGCUGAGACUUUCCUUUCUUACCCCUAAAAUUGUUUCUCCUCUGUUUUUGAUAGCUUCAGGUGAAAACUUAAACCAGUGUUACAGAUUUGCAUUCCUGAAACUAAUUUCAGAAGUCAUCUAGUCCAGCCCCUAAUUAGACCUGAAGUUUGUGUGCAAAUGCUCUGUUUAUUCCCAAGAAGUUUUUCCUUGAAGAUAAGCAUUGAAGAGAACCCUCUACCUGCAAAGGCAGCCCCUUCCCCUUUGGGCUGGGUCUAGUCUUUAGAAAGGAUCUUCUUAAUAAUAAUAUUAAGUAUUGAUGGGAGAGGUGAAGCCAAGAAGGCAGCAUAGCAGAAGCAAAAGCUGGACCUGCCCUAAGAAUGUCAAAGCAACCUUAAAAUAUGCUUUUAAAUGGCUAGAGUCACAGAAUGAGCAUGGCUAAAAGUGAGAUGGCUCGCCUGAGGAAAACAACUUGAAAGUUAGGCAGAAAGGGUUUAUUUUGAGAGAAAAGGAGGGAACUAGAAGUAAAACUACACAGAGAGGAAUGAUUUGAACAGUGGGUUGGCCAGCAACACCCUGCUGAUAUCUGGGGUCCUACAAGGGUCCUGUGAGUCCUCAUUGGGGAGGGUCAUGAGAAGGGCAGCUGAAUUAAAAGGGCCACUGACCCAGAUAGUACCUCAUGGCAUCAAUGGCAACUGUAUUGAGGGAGGGCAUGAUUCUUAUAGGAAACUGAGUUGUUACUAUAUUUAGCAACCAAUCAUACAGAGUGGUUACCCCAAACAUACACAUCUAUAUGGUGUGAACCUUAAAAUUUCACAGACUUAUGAAUGUUAAAAAUUUUUACUCCACAUUGAGGAAUCCUCAAAUUCCCUACUGAAAAACAUUCCCCAUUUUGAUGUGAGAACUUGCCAGGAUCAGAAAUGGGAGGACCUCUACUCCACCCAUACUUAAAAAUGCUUUAGGGCAGAAAACUCCUUGCUAAACAAAGAAAGUACUUGGAUCCAUGUUUAUGGUGGGGCAAGGAGUUCUUUGAGCCAGGCCUGUUUUUAGAAUUGAUACAAUGGGAUGCUAGGUACCUAAAAGGGUCAGGCAAGUUUUUCUCUUGAUGAGAUUAGUUGGCUCAGCUGUGUUUUCUCUAGUUCAGACUUACUGAGGAUCUUGGUCAACACAGCAGCAUUUUUUUCUGAUUCAGACUUACUGAGGAGAUUGGUCGACUUAGCAGGAAUUUAGAUGGGCAGUCUUUUGGAAAGUGUCUACAGUGAUUGGUAGAUGUAGGGACUUGGGGGAUGUGACAUGGGAGAAAAACCCCUAUAUAAGAAAAAGCAGAAUCUCUUGAGGAUAUAUAUCCUUUUGGAGAAAUCCUUUUGGAGGAUCUCUGAUGAGGACCGCUUGGGAAGAAUCUCUUGAGAGAGGCUCUGGAGAAGGGAAGCUCUUGGAGGACAAUCUCUAAGGAGGUCUCCCUGGAGCUCCUCUAAGGGGACUCUGUCCCUCUGGAGGCUCUGGAGAGAGGCCCUUUGGAACAAUAUCUGGCUGGAAGGCUCUCUGGUGAAGUCAGCUAAGAUGGAGCUGGCCUGGUGUUACUAGAAUCCUUGUUUAGUCAGACCUUGUGGUGAGUGUUAAAAAAAACUGACUGAUUUCUCUCUUAAGACUCAGGUAUAGGCCAUAUUGACUUGAGGCCCUUCAUACUUAUUCCUUUCUUACUCUCUCUUUCUUUGAUUACUCCUUGUAUUGUUAAUUAAAAUCUCUAUAAAACCGAGUUGACUUGGGUAUUUGAAUAAUUGGGAAUAUUUCCCUGGUGACCACCUUAUAUUUGAUUUAAAAGCCAAGACACUGUAGUGAAACAUAUUUUCUGCGGUCAAAUUUACUCACCCUCUCUUAUAUCUAUCACAAUUUAUAUCUUCCACCAUUUUAACUCACUACAGUUUAAGAGCUCAACCAUUUUAAAUCUCACAAUGGUUACAAGCAAUGUUUACAUGACACCAGAUAACCAAGGAUAUCCAUAAGAUACAUGAACACAAAGAUGGCGUCUCAUCUAUUAGGUUCUCCAGGGAUAUGAUACACAAACCUAGAGUUUCCAGGACAAGCAAGUCACUUGGGCUCAUUCACUGUAUUCAGGUCUAUUCAACAAACUGUAUUCUUUUACCUCGGGGGUCCAACAACUCAGGGGCCUAUCAGAGGAGUGCAGACAAUUUGCCCCCAACUACUGCUCUAGGUUAUGCACCUGAGCACAAGCUAAAAUCAGGACUCUGGGAACUUUCUCAAGUCUACAUUAUUAGCACCUCCUUCCCCCAAUUCUUGGAAUACAAUGGCCUGGCACAAGUCUGUAGUAAGGCCCCAAAGUCACUUGGCCAGUUCAAGCCUGCCAUAAAGCCUGUGGCCUGAGGGCAAUGUAGGUCCCAGUUCUCUGAGCCCUGCAAGCCAUCAGCAGUCCCUAAAGGUGAUUAAAUCAGCAGCUUUCAGUGCCCGUCCCACAGGCCAUGGUACUAUUGUACAGGAUUUUGGAUAAGGGAAACACAAGAGAAAAAAA
Molecule: messenger RNA, 5004 nt
Organism: Monodelphis domestica (gray short-tailed opossum)
Lineage: Eukaryota; Metazoa; Chordata; Mammalia; Didelphimorphia; Didelphidae
Biological process (GO): regulation of DNA-templated transcription
Source: RefSeq, a predicted model, not a curated record